AUGCCUAAACGCAUCAUCAUCGACACCGACCCGGGCGUCGAUGACAUCUUGGCGCUGCUCCUUGCCUUCUCCGCCUCCUCGGCCGAGCUAGAAGUACUGCUGGUCUCGCUAACGUUCGGCAACAUCGAGAUCAAGAAGUGUCUUCACAACGCGGUGUCUCUGUUCCACGUUAUCGAGAAGGAGCUGGCUCAUCGCGGGGAGGCGGGGGAGCACACUUUCUCUGCGCUCAAGGCAUGCCGGCCUAUUCUUGCGUGUGGUGCAGAGGGACCACUGGACGGCAGCAAGGUCGAUGCAGGCUACUUCCAUGGCCAUGACGGGCUGGGGAACGUCCACACAAAGUGCCCCCAUCUCUCUGCCGACGACACCUACCAGGCUCUGUUCUCGGGCCAAGAGGCAGCAGAUGAAGAGAAGGAGAAGCUGUUUAUACCUUCCCGCCAGCCGUCUCACCUCGAGAUGCUACGUCUACUGCGCGAGAACGAAGAAGACAGCAUCACCAUCGUUGCCGUGGGACCGCUGACGAACCUCGCCCUGGCCGCUGCCGAGGACCUGCCUACCUUCCUUCGAGCCAAGGAGGUAGUCAUCAUGGGCGGAGCUAUCGACGAACCUGGAAACGUAACGCCCUUUGCGGAGUUCAAUGUCUUCGCCGACCCGCUUGCAGCAGCCCAGCUGUUCGCACUGACAUCGCUGAACCCACGACGCACCUGGCCGACGUCUUCACCGAUGCCCUGCCCAACGCUUCCAGGCAAGAAGAGGCUUACGCUGAAGAUGGCACCGCUAGACCUGACGCACGCUCAUAACUUCACGCCCACCGCCUUCCGCGAGGCCAUCACCGCCCACCUGCAGCGCAACUCUCCGCUGGCAGAACUCAUCUCUACCGUGGUCGAGCACACCUUCAGCACCAUCAGCGGCCUCAAGCUGGCCAGACGCGAGGCUACGACGGCAGAGGAGGAGAUGAGCCUGCACGACCCCGUGUGCGUGUGGUACGUGCUUACCAGCGACGAAGGGUGGACCUGGCGCGAGAGAGACGUGCGAGUCGAGACUGUGGCCCAGUGGACGCGGGGCGCUACGGUGGUGGACAGGCGGAUCGUGGGGCGGAUAGACACCGACGUGGUGGACAAGGUGGUGGUGGAGGAAGACGAUGCGGGAGUAGAGGUCGAGGUCGAGGUCGAGGCGGAGGAGCGCGAGGACGACCGCGGCGGCUGGCGGGCGGGCGGCAACCGGGUGGGCGUGCUGGAGCGCGGGCCUGGCAGCUUACUAAGCGAGGAGAUCCUCCAGCGGGUUUUCGCGUAG
Messenger RNA from Nannizzia gypsea CBS 118893, 1290 nucleotides. RefSeq names its product inosine-uridine preferring nucleoside hydrolase. The coding region runs from base 1 to 1290 and encodes 429 amino acids. Gene Ontology annotation, biological process: purine nucleoside catabolic process. The record is from RefSeq and is a predicted model, not a curated record. Gene Ontology annotation, cellular component: cytosol. The transcript has 4 exons. NCBI's taxonomy places the organism in Eukaryota, Fungi, Ascomycota, Eurotiomycetes, Onygenales, Arthrodermataceae. Gene Ontology annotation, molecular function: purine nucleosidase activity.